AUGGCUAAACAUCAUCCAGACUUGGUAUUUUGUCGUAAGCAGCCCGGCGUUGCUAUAGGACGAUUAUGUGAUAAAUGCGACGGUAAAUGUGUUAUUUGUGAUUCCUACGUUAGACCAUGUACACUGGUACGCAUUUGUGAAGACUGCAAUUAUGGCUCAUAUCAGGGUCGAUGUAUUACAUGCGGUGGACUUGGAAUUUCAGAUGCAUAUUAUUGUAAGGAAUGUACAAUUCAAGAAAAAGAUAGAGAUGGAUGUCCAAAAAUUGUAAAUUUGGGAAUUGCAAAAACAGAUCUAUACUAUCAACGGAAAAAAUAUGGGUUCAAAGUACGUUAA
Messenger RNA from Diuraphis noxia (Russian wheat aphid), 333 nucleotides. Its product is annotated as PHD finger-like domain-containing protein 5A. Gene Ontology annotation, biological process: mRNA splicing, via spliceosome. Lineage: Eukaryota; Metazoa; Arthropoda; Insecta; Hemiptera; Aphididae. The record is from RefSeq and is a predicted model, not a curated record.